GUUUGGCGUCGUCGUAUUGAGAUAGGCUAAUCAGAUCUUCCUCUUGUUCCUCUGGAGUAUUGGCGUUGCCAUUUGUGUACACCUCCAGAAAUUCCAGGACUUCCUCUCGAAAGGGAUGAUCCGUACGGUAGUUGACCCUCGCCAACUGAAGGGGCGUGAAUCCACCGUCAUUUCUCACGUGGGCGCCCUCGGGGUACGCCUGGAGGAGGGCUCUCACUACAAAGGGCGGAGUUUGGCCGCCAUAGCAGGCCAGGUGAAGAGGCAGGUCACCGCAGGGGUUUUUCGUUUUUACCCAGCGCUGGCCGUCACUGGUUUGCAGCCGUCGGCGUAUCGCGGACCAGUUUUGCUGCAGGACUCUGUGGUGCAGCUUGGUUUGCGUGAGGCCCAUGAUUGAAAUGGUAUGUGUUUGCGGAAUACAAGGUUGUCGUGGAAAUAAUGUUUAUAUCACUGUUGUGUCAUCGCAUCAAACGUGUCAGCACCUAUGUCGAAAAGAGCAGAAUUGUUUUCUGCAAUCGUUUCAAAAACAAAUAUCUCCGGAGUGGACUUUCCCGUACUCGUUGAAUAAGCUCCCACGAACGAAACACACCUCUCUCUUAAGGAGACGAUAACGCGACGGUUUCGUCGGAAUGCGUUGCUGGGCUGCGCUGUACGGUGUGGUGUGUUAAUCGUGUUUCUCUACUUCUUCAAAUCGUAGUCGAACCAUCGUACAAAUCCAAAGUCUCAACACAUAUUGUACUUGCGAACCCCCUUAGAUAGAGAAAACAGAAAACAACUCAUCCUCAAUACUGUAGAUUGAUGAUGGUUAUUCGGUGGGAAAUGAUAGAAGCAAAGCGAUUUUGGUUUUAAAAUUCCGCUAUUCUUGCGGAAGAUUGAACGAUGAUGAUGGAGUUAGUUCUGGUAAGAACUGUAGGUAUUACUUUACUGUACAGUAAGUACUGUACUGUACUUCACGGUACGUGUUGGCUUGUUGCCUGCCCUAUUUCUAGUCAUUCUCAUAUCACUUCGUACUGAGCGUACGUACCGAACUGUAUGAAACUUGGCGAUCUUUUUUCAGAUAGGAGAUCCACGUCUCAAAAGAUUCAUCCAGUCGUGUAUAUGGGGGGGUUCUUCGUUGUCGCUUCAAUUUUCAAUGGAAGUACAGUAGUACCGUACGUUCGUACCGCAUACCGUUACGACUUCACGACCCCUGCUGCGGAGGCGAGCACGACGUAACGUACUUUAACAGCGACUUCGUACUCGUAGACGUUUCGUAUCGUUCGGUCUACAGUGCCGUACCUCCUCCUCCGGUUUUACCUCAGCAGUCCUGCCGAAACGCAUUAUCGAUUGAUGAAUCCAUUCAGAUACCGGAACUUCAGUCUGUUUUUCAUCUCUUGCACUGGAUUUUAUUCGAUCCAACCGGCGUCGUUCGAUCUGUUGGCACCCAAGGCAGGACAACCAUGCUUCGCGGGAUCGAUGGAACCAAGGUCGACAAAGACCACAAAAAGGAAGGGAACGACCCCAAGACAGCGGCCGAGGAAGAGGAGGAGCGCAUGGAACACGAAAUCCUCUUGGCGGUUUUGAAAGAGGGCCGCGGGGAACGCGACGAGCGGGGCGAAAGGGAGGAAUGGAGCCAGCACGUCGGAUGGCACCGAAAGGAAAACGUGGGCGUGUUGAAGCGGCAGCGCGCUUCUCGGGACCGUGGCGAGAGUGCCGGUCCACAACGGAAUGGUCUGGGACACAAUCUGAGAGCCGACAGACGCCAUAGCGAUCGCGGCCUCGACAACGACGAUCGGCUGCCCUCUUCGCUGCUGCAAAGCGGUGGGAAAUUGGUCGAAACCGGGGGCAAGCACGGAUUUGGUUCCCUCCACGGCAAAAGUGCCGAGGGGUCGCUGCCAAUGUCGUUGGUGUUGGCCCUUGCGGCACUUUUUCUGUUUUGUUUCGGCGUAUCGCUGAGAGUGCGAAACAAAGCUUCUAGAAGCCGGAUCGGAGGAUUUCGACGACGAAGCACGAAGGGGAGAACACUGUGAGGGACCGGCGACAGAAUGAGUUCCAGCAUGAAUCACCAUCCGGGAUUCAAUGCUCGAUUGAUGCUCGGAUUCGUUGUGGUGCGACAACCAUCKAUCCCCACGACGAUCGAGAUCGCUUUGCAGCAAUCGCUUCAACCGUAGCAAUUGCUGCGUCGCUGUGAGCAUCUCUGCCGUUUCCUUUCUCCGAGCCGAACAAAGGACGAAACGGAACAGCCGUGCCGAUCCAGGAAUGAACUUCGGUGGUAAGCCGAAAGACGCUAAAGAAAUAGACCUCGACGAUGGGCCUCCCAGUUUUUACGGGCACAAAUGAUUGCACCAUAAUGAUCGGCGGUCCUUCCGACGUUUUGGUAGACUGGCGACGUGAAUGGAGAACUUGAUGUUGGAGCGAAUGAAUCAAAAACCGACACUUUGGCUCUCUCGAGCAUAGUGGCCAUUGUUGCAGACCAAGCUAUUAGUUUUAGAAAGAGCUACUAGUAGAUCAACAUAUUUUGGUUUUGGUCCAUAUUUUUGCCAUGUCAUGGCUGGUGUGACAAGGAAAGGCAGACCGUCUGCGGUUUGUCAGUCUCGUUUCGGUUCAAAGAAUUUUUAUGGUCUGAAAUUUUCUCAUUUCUGUUCAAUGCAAAGGAAGUGUAUGCAGCAUUUCAAGCCACAAUGGAAUUGUGAAUUUUGUUUCAACAAGUGCUUCAUAAUGAUGUCAGGGACUCGUUUCAUCAAUGGAAUCAAUUGGAUGCAGUCCUGCAUUAUUUCUUCUUCUGCUGUUGGUUGCAGCUAGCAAAUCUUCAACGUCUUAUCCUGUCGCAACUCCUACUAAUUAGACAACUACUACAAGGAAUGUUCCCCUGCUGCCUCAUUGGUUCAACAAGAAGACAGCCCCCAUUUGAGAUGCUUCACAUUGCAACAACAACAACAAUAACAAGCAUAAGCAAGAGUGCAACAAGAACCCCUCUUCUCGACCCGUUCAUUUAUUUCUACUUGUAGUACUGCAAGUACUCUAUUUCCUUUUGCUUUCCUUUCCAAAGUGCUCCUUUCUGUCAAUAGAGAACAAGGAGAAAGGUGCAAGUUGAUAGGGCCAACAGCAGAAACCCAAUGCCAAUAAUUCCUGUGCUCUGGGAGGAACAAUGGACAUGCUACAAGCAAAAGAGGAAUGCUUCUAGUAGCUUCUUGCUUCUUGUUGCUCUCGAUGACUAGAGCAGGAGGAAUGGGUGUGGCACCGCUGCCACCACCAAGGACUUCAUUCUCUAGUAAUGUACUUCGUGCUAACAAGCUUUUCAGGCCCAUCGGGAACCUAUCCUCCAAUUACGUACGUACGUACGUACCGGUACUCAUAGGUACGUACUUACUCUUAGUCUUGGUUUUCGUGAAAAAUAGUUUUCGUUUUUGGUUUGGGGAAUACGAGUUCGUACCAGUAUGUACGUACUCUAUGUACAUACGAAUAGUAGAGGUACAUACCCACAAUGGCACUUUCGUAUCAGAGAUGACGCAUGUAACCGUGCGACGGCCAGUUUUUAUUAGGAAGCGACACGAUCGAUGUUCGAUCGUUGAUGGGUGGACUCGACUUCCGCCAUCAGAAACGCUUGGGAUCGGUGUCCUGCCGUGAUGGGUGGCGGUCAGCAGUGCUACUACUACUCGUACUUAAUGGGAGCCGAGAGCAGACCGCUGUUCUUGAUUGAUGAUUCUGCUUCUAAUCCAAACCAGCGAGUGAGUUCAAACACUUUGCUAUGCACAGUAUAUAUAGUACCAACGGAUCCAGAGAGACAACAAAGUCCUGUAUUGCAAUAGCUAGCUAACUAACAGCAACG
Messenger RNA from Pseudo-nitzschia multistriata, 3805 nucleotides. The record is from the annotation of a GenBank genome assembly. Lineage: Eukaryota; Bacillariophyta; Bacillariophyceae; Bacillariales; Bacillariaceae.